CAAUCAGAUUAGCCUUUCGGAAACUCGAUCCUUAUAGUAAAUUCAACGGAGAGAGAGAUCUGAGUUCUGAGGAGAUCAGAUUCCAUCGUCGAGCCCUUCCCAACGAACGAAGAUCUCAAGAUCCAUAAUCGCCUGAGAUGUCUACCUUUAGUGGCGAUGAGACCGCUCCUUUCUUCGGCUUCCUUGGCGCUGCUGCCGCGCUCGUCUUCUCCUGCAUGGGAGCUGCAUAUGGUACAGCAAAGAGUGGUGUCGGUGUGGCAUCUAUGGGUGUCAUGAGGCCCGAGUUGGUGAUGAAGUCUAUUGUCCCUGUUGUUAUGGCUGGAGUGUUGGGUAUCUACGGUUUGAUCAUUGCUGUUAUCAUCAGUACCGGGAUUAACCCCAAGGCUAAAUCUUACUACCUCUUCGACGGAUAUGCCCAUCUUUCUUCUGGUCUUGCUUGUGGGCUUGCUGGUCUUUCUGCUGGAAUGGCCAUUGGUAUUGUUGGUGAUGCUGGUGUCAGGGCCAAUGCUCAACAGCCAAAGCUUUUCGUUGGUAUGAUUCUUAUCCUUAUUUUCGCUGAAGCUCUGGCUCUAUACGGUCUUAUCGUGGGGAUCAUUUUGUCCUCCCGAGCUGGUCAGUCCAGAGCCGAAUGAGAAGAGAACGCCGGUUCUUGAACUCCGCAUGAUUCUUUCUUUCCCUUUUCGCCGGUCUGUUCAUGGAGCCGGGAUCUUCUUUAUAUUAUUUGUCAGGUUAGUAGAGACACAAUGGUUUUGCUCCUUGUAGCAUGUUUUUUUUUUCUGAAGAACGUGCCUGCUCGAAACAAAAACCACACAUCAUCAAAAGUGUUCGUUUCCAUUAUUCUGUUAUGUUUGUAAUGAGACCGUGACGGAUUCCUUAUGUUCCCAGUAAGAUAACUGUGGGAGACACCCCUCUAUUUAUAUCUUUUGUCAUUUUCAAAUAAAUACCAGAAAACUCGAUUCAUCUUGUUUAUGAAAUUUUCUUCGGAGUA
This is a messenger RNA of Camelina sativa (false flax), 988 nucleotides long. Its product is annotated as V-type proton ATPase subunit c1. The record is from RefSeq and is a predicted model, not a curated record. Gene Ontology annotation, cellular component: proton-transporting V-type ATPase, V0 domain. Gene Ontology annotation, biological process: proton transmembrane transport. Gene Ontology annotation, molecular function: proton-transporting ATPase activity, rotational mechanism. NCBI's taxonomy places the organism in Eukaryota, Viridiplantae, Streptophyta, Magnoliopsida, Brassicales, Brassicaceae.